GACAAGCAGAUCAGAACUGUACUGACAAAAGGAGUUGCUGGCAUCGGAAAAUCAGUCUCUGUGCAGAAGUUUGUUCUGGAUUGGGCAGAAGGAAAAGAAAAUCAAGAUAUCAGCUUCAUAUUUCCUCUUCCAUUUAGAGAGAUGAACUUAAAGAAGCAAGAAAAACUAAGCUUGAUGGACCUUAUAACUCAGUUUUUCCCAGAGACAAAAGGACUGAACCUUACAAGAAGAAAUCAAUUCAAAGUCUUGUUCAUUCUUGAUGGUUUGGAUGAAUGUCGUCUUCCUGUAAACUUUAAGAAUACUGAGACGUGGUCUGAUGUUUCAUCACCAGUCUCUCUGGAUGUUCUCCUGACGAACCUCAUCAAGGGAAAUCUGCUUCCUUCUGCUCUCAUCUGGAUCACCAGCAGACCAGCAGCUGCCAGUAAGAUUCCUCCUGACUGUAUCGACCGGCUGACAGAGAUACGAGGAUUCAAUGAUGCACAAAAGGAGGAGUACUUCAGAAAAAGAUUCACGGAUGAGAAUCAGGCCAAAGAAAUCAUUGAUCAUGUUAAACAAUCAAAGAGUCUCUUUAUCAUGUGCCACAUCCCAGUCUUCUGCUGGAUUUCAGCCACUGUUCUCCAGAACAUUUUAGAGGAGAAAAGAAAUAAUGUUGUGAAAAACAAUCAGGCUGAUGAUGCCUCCAAAACACUGCAGGAGUCAAAUACUGAAGACACUCCUAAGACUCUGACACAAAUGUACACACACUUCCUCAGAUUUCAGAUCCAGCAGAGCAGACGAAAGUAUGAUGGAGAAUAUACACCAGAUGUUUCCUGGGAUAAAGAUGCCAUCUUUUCACUGGGGAAACUGGCAUUUGAUCAGCUGGAAAGAAACAAUGUAAUCUUCUAUGACACAGAUCUGGAAGCCUGUGGUAUUGACGUCUAUAAGGCAUCAGUGUACUCAGGCAUGUGUACCCAGAUCUUUAAGGAGGAAACAGGGAUCACUCUUGGUACCAUGUACUGCUUCGUUCACUUGAGCAUUCAAGAGUUUAUUGCAGCCCUUUAUGCACAUCUGUUUCUAGACAUAAAGAAGAAAAGUAUAUUUGUUCAUGAGUCUACAAAAUGGAAAUAUAAAAGUAAAACCAUGAUUGAUUUGCUCAAGACUGCAGUGGACAAGGCACUAGAGAGUGAUAAUGGACACCUGGAUCUUUUUCUUCGAUUCCUCCUUGGUUUGUCACUCCAGUCCAAUCAGAAACUCUUACAAGGUCUGUUGACACAUUCAGAAGACAAUGAGCAGAGCAAAGAGGAAAUAGUUCAGUACAUCAAGCAGAAAUUUGAGACUAAUCUGUCUCCAGAGAGAUCCAUCAAUCUGUUCUACUGUCUGAAUGAACUGAAUGACCAAACUCUGGUGAAAGACAUUCAGACCCACCUUAGCAAAGGAAGUCUCUCGUCUGCUGAUCUUUCACCUGCCCAGUGGUCUGCUUUGGUCUUUGUGUUGUUGACAUCAGAGGAGGAGCUGGAGGAGUUUGAGCUUCAGAAAUUCAAGAAAUCAGACGAGUGUCUCAUUAGAUUAUCAGCAGUCAUCAAAACCUGCAAAAGAGCUCUUUUUCCACAAGUUCAUCAAACAACCGCAGUAAGAAUAUUUCAUCAAGCACGGUGAGUAAUGGCUUCUCCUACAAUUGUUAUUUGCACCUCUUGCCACAUGUACAGUUUAUCUAUCUCUGUCGCUGAUGAGGGAUUCACAUGUGAUAAAUGCAGGGAAAUAGUUAGGCUGACAGAGAAGAUUUCAGAAUUAGAGACACGCAUCCAAACUGUAAUUGAGGACAGUAAGAAUGUUAGGGCUCUAGAUAUGGCUUUGGAUGCGUCUAGCUCAGGGAUUCCUGUACAUUGUCCGGUUCCAGCAGAGCCCCUGCAGCAGGGCAACUGGGUGACGGUGAGGCAGCGUAGUCGUGGGUCAAAACACCGCUCUUCUGUUCCGAUCAAAACAUUAAACAGGUUCUCCCCACUCAGUGAUGCACCCACUGAGAAACCUGAUGAAAGUGCUCUAGUUAUUGGCGAUUCUAUUGUACGGAACGUGAAUAUAGAGACACCAGGCACCAUAGUCAAAUGUUUACCGGGAGCCAGAGCGCCUGACAUCUUGGCAAAUUUAAAAGUGCUGGCUAAUGCUAAACGUAAAUACAGUAAGAUUGUUAUUCAUGCCGGCGCUAAUGAUGUUCGACUUCGCCAGUCGGAGAUAACUAAAAAUAACUUUAAAGAGGUGUGUGAACUUGCAAGCACGAUGUCAGACACUGUAAUAUGCUCUGGUCCCCUCCCUGCUUACCGUGGUGACGAGAUGCAUAGCAGAUUGUCAUCACUCAAUGGCUGGAUGUCUAAGUGGUGCCCACAGAAUAACAUAGGUUAUAUAGACAAUUGGACGAGCUUUUGGGGCAGACCUGACCUGUUUAAAAGAGAUGGUCUUCAUCCCUCCUGGGGUGGCGCCACUCUUCUGUCUAGAAAUAUGGCAAAUAGUCUUAGUGUUUAUACUUGACUAACUGGGGCCCAGGUCAUGAA
Molecule: messenger RNA, 2525 nt
Organism: Carassius gibelio (silver crucian carp)
Lineage: Eukaryota; Metazoa; Chordata; Actinopteri; Cypriniformes; Cyprinidae
Product: protein NLRC3-like
Exons: 2
Coding region: 142-1635 (497 amino acids)
Source: RefSeq, a predicted model, not a curated record